AUGGGGAAGGACGUUGAGGUUGCUGAACACGGCCAUUUCUCCGCCAAGGACUACAACGACCCACCUCCGGUGCCUUUGAUCGAUGCCGUGGAAUUGACCAAGUUGUCCUUCUACAGGGCUCUCAUCGCUGAAUUCAUUGCCACUCUUUUGUUUCUCUACAUUACUGUGUUGACGGUCAUCGGUUACAAAAGCCAGACUGACCAGGCCCACAACGGUGGUGAUUGUGACGGAGUUGGCAUCCUUGGCAUCGCUUGGACUUUUGGAGAAGCAAAAAAGAAGGGUCAGGCUUGGACAUUUGGUGGCAUCACUGGCGGAUCAGUUGCAGAUGAAGCCACUUGUCGCCGGAGGAAUAUCACUGUCAUCAACAGUGUUAGUAUGGCCAGCGAGGAAGAGAUUGUUCACCGGAUGAAGAUGCUCCGACAAAGGCAGGAGCGAGCUGACGUGCAACCGGAGGCUCAUCCUGAGGCAGAAGAGCAGCCACGAUCCGCGGACAGGGCAGCUCGUCGGUGA
Molecule: messenger RNA, 510 nt
Organism: Nelumbo nucifera (sacred lotus)
Lineage: Eukaryota; Viridiplantae; Streptophyta; Magnoliopsida; Proteales; Nelumbonaceae
Source: RefSeq, a predicted model, not a curated record